GGUUUCCGAACUCAAUCUUGGAGCAGUCGAUCGCAUCGACGGUUCGCUGACGCAUGCUCGCGUGCUUAAUUGCACCCCAAGCCGUUUCUUCACGCCGUUUCCGACUGCAAUCUCAUCGCGUCGGCCAAUCCUACUCUUGGCCAUAUCGAAUUGCGCAUUCUCGAGUAGCGUCUCGCGCGGCAUCCGUGAUCGCCCGUUUGUCCGUCCGUUUGUCCGUCUCUCCGAUCGUUCGUUCGCUCGGCCCAGUUUGGCACUGUCUGUGCCACGAGCAAGUUCAUGGAUUGUGGUCUCGUGUCGACGAGGGAAGGAGAUUGAUAUCUCAUGCGAUCUCGAGAGGAGAUCCCGAUACGUCAUCGCAACGCGACGAAGAACAGAACCGAGAGACGCCCGCUGCUACCCAGGACAUCGUGUGACAUAGUUAUUUGCGAGCUGUUGUGUUGGUGAAAUGUUGUCCCGCCGACUUCCUGCGAUGCAUGGCGAGGACUCUUAGCAAGCGUCAUCUGCCGUCAUCUUCGUCUGUGCGCGAUAAGCGGUUAAACACCUAGGACGUGUUCGGAUCGCCCAUCCUCUCGACGUGCUCGGAGCCUCUCUCGGCGGUCGGCCAUUCUUGAGAGGGACUCACGAACACACAUAAUUGUCUGUCUCCUGUACAAGAGCCACACGCCGACUUGGUGCGAAACGCGUACGAGCCAGCGGCCAGAAGUUGCCGUAAGUUGCACGGCGGACGAGUUGUCAUACGAGUGAGAUGAUCAACAUGGAAACGGACAAGAUUAUCGACGACACGAACACGAGUCAGCAGUAUCCAAUGACGAUAUUGUACGAUCCAAGUUGCAAAAAGGAACCAUCUACAGGAGUAACCACACAAUAUGGACAGGAAAAAGAAAUUUGUAUGAAGCUAUUCGAAAGAUGGAGCGAACCGGAACAAGUGCACUUUGUCGAACAGCUGUUAGCGCGAAUGUGUCACUAUCAACAUGGACACAUCAACGCGUAUCUUAAACCGAUGCUACAGAGAGAUUUUAUCUCUCUUUUGCCAAAAAAAGGAUUGGACCAUGUUGCAGAAAGUAUUCUUUCAUACUUAGAUGCUAAAUCACUUGUUUCUGCAGAGUUGGUAUGCAAGGAAUGGCAUAGAGUAAUUAGCGAAGGAAUGCUUUGGAAAAAGUUGAUUGAACGCAAAGUUCGGACGGAUUCAGUUUGGAGAGGAUUAGCUGAAAGAAGAGGAUGGAUACAAUAUCUUUUUAAACCGAAACCGGGCGAGACAUUUCCCAAUCACAAUUUUUAUAGAUCUCUUUAUCCAAAAAUUGUUAAAGAUAUUGAGAGCAUAGAAAACAAUUGGAGAAUGGGUCGAUUCAAUCUUCAAAGAAUUAAUUGUCGCAGCGAGAAUUCGAAAGGUGUUUACUGUCUACAAUACGACGAUCAGAAGAUAGUUUCCGGACUUCGUGAUAAUACGAUUAAAAUCUGGGAUAGAAAUACUUUACAAUGCAUUAAGGUGUUAACGGGACAUACAGGUUCUGUGUUGUGUUUGCAAUACGAUGAUAAGGCUAUAAUAUCUGGUUCCUCGGAUAGCACUGUAAGAGUUUGGGAUGCUAAUACAGGCGAAAUGGUUAAUACGCUAAUUCAUCAUUGUGAGGCAGUGUUGCAUCUUAGAUUUAACAAUGGCAUGAUGGUUACAUGCUCGAAGGAUCGUUCAAUAGCGGUUUGGGAUAUGACGUCACAGACGGAGAUUGCAUUGAGAAGAGUUUUAGUGGGACAUAGGGCAGCAGUGAAUGUGGUUGAUUUUGAUGAGAAAUACAUAGUUUCUGCUAGUGGUGAUAGGACUAUUAAAGUAUGGAAUACAUCUAAUUGCGAAUUCGUGCGAACGUUGAAUGGACAUAAGCGCGGUAUAGCUUGUUUGCAAUAUAGGGAUCGCUUAGUAGUUAGUGGUAGCAGUGAUAAUACCAUACGACUGUGGGAUAUCGAAUGUGGGGCAUGUCUACGUGUUUUAGAAGGACACGAGGAACUAGUGAGAUGUAUUCGAUUUGAUAGUAAACACAUUGUUAGUGGUGCUUAUGAUGGUAAAAUUAAAGUUUGGGAUUUAGUAGCAGCUUUAGAUCCUCGUGCUGUUGCUAGUACACUAUGUUUACGUACCUUAGUGGAGCAUACUGGACGCGUAUUUCGCCUUCAGUUUGAUGAGUUCCAAAUCGUCUCAUCCUCUCAUGAUGAUACAAUACUUAUUUGGGAUUUUCUUAAUUAUAAUCCAUCAAGUGGAAGUGUAUGCAGUGGACGCUUACCAAUGGAUGGAGCGCCAACUCAAGCUGAUACUAGAUCUCCUUCCCCAUUUGAGUGACGCUAUUUGAGAGUCAAUAUGGAGAUUCUUUUAAUGUGAUAUAAUUACAAGUGGUUAGUGAGUGAAUUCAAUGUGUUCACGAUAAUGUACACAAAGAUUGAAAUAUUCAAUGAUGAGUGUCCAGUGUGAACGACAAUUAAAUAAUCACAGUGACAUCUGAAGGAAAAACUUGAUUGGUCAAUGACUUUAAUUUAUAGUUUGCUGGAACAACAAAAGAAAUUUCCCAAAAAAUAGGGAAGUAAAACCGACUGAUCCUUCCUGUGUGAAACUAUAAAUUAUAAUUUAUAUAUGUGCUUUUGACGCACUAUGUUCAGGAACGAACAAUAUGUUAAAAAAGCCACAUAAAUACAUCCCAUGGAUGUAAAUGAUGAUUGUCGUCGUUUGCUUUGGUCAUAUCUGGAAUUCUUCUACGCUCUGUGACAUGAUAGAAGUCGAGACCAUUUUCCUAAGGUAAAGACAAAAAAAA
Camponotus floridanus (Florida carpenter ant) is the source of this 2789-nucleotide messenger RNA. It is a transcript of the gene slmb, whose product is annotated as beta-TrCP. Gene Ontology annotation, molecular function: protein dimerization activity. The record is from RefSeq and is a predicted model, not a curated record. The coding region runs from base 746 to 2323 and encodes 525 amino acids. The transcript is spliced from 9 exons. Lineage: Eukaryota; Metazoa; Arthropoda; Insecta; Hymenoptera; Formicidae.